CCUCUCUUUAAUUUUUGUUUGGGUUUAUCUUACAAAGAGGUGAAAAUUCUCCAACUCUAAUUCACCCCCCUUCUUGGAGUGCAUUGAGUCAACAAUUGGUAUCAGAGCAAGGGCUCUAAUUUGAAGGUUUAACCACCUAGGAGUUGAUUGAGAAUGGCUCAAUUUCUAUCUUCUCAACCACUUGAAGGUUUGUCUACCACUAAGCCUCCUUUCUUUGAUGGUACUAAUUAUAAUUAUUGGAAGAAUAGGAUGAAGGUCUCCAUGCUUGCAAAUGUGCCCAAGGCAUGGGUUGUGACUAUGAAAGGUCCAUAUGUACCUAUGAAAAUUGUUGGAGAAAGAAAGGUGCCAAAGGAAGAGAUUGAUUGGAAUGAUGAAGACUUGGAGAAGAUCAUGAUCAACAACAAGGCAAUUAGUAUGCUUCAAUGUGCUCUCAAUCCAACGGAGUAUCAUAGAGUCUCCGGGUGUGAUACGGCUAAAGAGAUGUGGGACAUGCUAGAAGUCACUCAUGAAGGAACAAGCCAAGCUCUUGGUAAAGUCUAUCCUCCUCAAGAAGUGGUGAGAAAGGUUCUUAGAAGCUUGCCUAAGAGUUGGGAAGCCAAGAAGACCGCAAUUGAAGAAUCUAAGGAUCUCAACACUCUCAAGCUUGAAGAUCUCAUUAGAAAAUUGAUGACAUAUGAGAUAGAAGUUCAAGUUGAUGGUGGAGUUGAAGUAGUUGAGAAGAAGAAGAAGGAUGUUGCAUUCAAGGCUAGCAAACAAAAAGAAGAAAGUGAAGAUGAUGCUAGCAAUGAUGAGUUUAGCAAUGAAGAGAACAUCACCAAAUUGGUUUCAAAGGAAGUGAAGAAAUACAUGAAGAAGAGCCUCAAAGGGAAAUCUUCUAGAAGAAACAAGGAAAUUCACUAUUCUAGAGGAAGACAAUGUAGUGAUGAUGAAGAUGAUAGAGGAAAGCCAAGUAAGAAGCACAUCAAAUGCUAUGAGUGCAACAAGACGGGGCAUUAUAGAAAUGAAUGCUCUCAAUUGAAGAAGAGUGAGAGGAAAGACAAGAAGAGCAUGAAUAAGAAAGCUUAUGUUGCCACUUGGAGUGAUGAUGAAACUAGCUCAACGGAAAGUGAAAGCUCCUUGGAAAAUGGUGUUGCAAAUCUUUGCUUUAUGGCCCAAGAGGAUAGCUACAAUGAUGAGGAGGUAAACUCUAACUUCUCUAGUUCAAUUAAUGAAAGUUCAUUUGAGUACUCUUAUGAUGAUUUAUGCAAAGUUCUUGAUUGCUCUAUGAAUGACAUUAAGAAACUAGGAAAUGAGAAUAUUGCUCUUACUAAAACCAUUUCAUUGCUUAGGAAUGAGAUUGAAUCUCUCUUAAAACAAAAUAAGGUUUUAGUUAAAGAGAAUGCCUCUUUAAAUGGUGAGAUUGCUUCUUUAAAGAAUGAGGAUUUAAAGAAAGGAAAUGAAGAUUUAAAGAAGGAAAAUGAGAUUUCCCGUGAGCUUCCUCUGCACUGCCGCCGGCAACUCCCCCCUGCAGCUCUGGUUUUAGCUGGAGAAUUAUGGUUCUUGAUCGUUCUGUCAGUUAGUGCGUGAAUUGAGUACUCGGUUUUGCGAAGUGAGGUAAGUAAAUUUAUGGUAAUGCUCGUACUGUUUUAAAAGCAUGUUUUGAUUUGUUUUUGAAGUGGUGGCGGGACUAAACCCGUUUUACACAAGUAUGACUGAUUUGAAGUGAAAUGUUUUAUGCUUUUCAUGAAAUUGAGCAUGCCUACUUGAAAUUUAAGUGACUGUCCUGAUGAUCUGAAAGUGAUUGUGAAUUGUGAUUUUCCUGUUAACUUCUGCCUGUUUUGUCUCCGAUAUGGUCAUGUUAUUCGUGUGCCCGCUAAUGGGAGGUUUAUAAACGCUAGCACAUGUCGACAUGUUAGUGAUAGAGCCGGUUCGUUCAACCCUGCUUGUGGGGGUUAUACACCAGCAAAUCGUGUGCCCGUCAGUGGGAGGUUUAUAAACGCUGGCCAUGACCUAUAGAGGAGACGUCUAUUUCGUGCCCGUACUGUAUCUGUUUUCGUGAUUGUACUUGUUGGCAUGCUUUAAGUUUGAUAAGGGGCACUCCAUAUUUUACUUACUGAGUUUAUCUCAUAGUUUUUCCUUGUCCACCAUUUCAGGAAAUGAAACCGAGGACGGGGAAUCCACGGGAAGUGAUGAGUUAGAAGGCUACCCAUUUCGAGAUUGAUAUAGAUUCUAGAAAUCAUGAUCUUGUAAGCUAGAGUGUACUUGGAGUUUUUAUGAUAUCGGAGUAAAUUUUAAAGAUUUGA
This is a messenger RNA of Rubroshorea leprosula, 2282 nucleotides long. Lineage: Eukaryota; Viridiplantae; Streptophyta; Magnoliopsida; Malvales; Dipterocarpaceae. The record is from the annotation of a GenBank genome assembly.